GCUUACGUUGCGCACCUGGCCGCACUCUGUCUCCGGGAGCGGAAAGAGUUUGGACGGAUGCCGUGCGGGGUUCCCAAGUGUCUGCCACAUGAGCUGUACAAGAACAAUGGAUACCAGACUACAGGAGGCUGAAGGAUUUGGUGAUGAAAGUUCAGGAAAGAAAAAGUCUAAGUUUAAGUCUAUCAAAAAAUUCUUUGGGAAAAGAAAAAGGAAAGAGACGUUACCAUCUUCUGGAAGUGGUAGUCUGAAACUAUAUCAGUCAACAAGCGAUGUCACAACCUCUGAGUCCAUGCACAUAGGCUAUGAUUCAGAAGAUGAACCUGAGAUACACAACAGUAUUAUGGGAAGCAGAGCCCUGUCCCACGACAGCAUUUUCAUUUCUGAAGCUGCACAAGAACCUGCAAGGCCAGUACGAGUAUUUUCUCAAGAAAAUGUUUCUGGUCGGAUUAGGGCUUUGCAGUUGAAACUGCAACAGAAUUGGAAAUUUGGCCGCACUUCUCCAUUUGCAACUCCCUCAAAGAGAAUGGAUGAUGCUGGAAUGAGUUCAGAGGAUGAUGGGCUACCCAGAAGCCCACCAGAAAUGUCUUUGCUUCAGGAAAUUUUAAAUUCAAAAACAGUACAGUUCUCUGACUCUCACAAGCAUCUUAGCUCUUUGAGUUUAGCUGGAACAGGCAGUGAAGAAGAAGAACAGGUCACAUCAAGUCCUUGGAGACCUUGUUUUGCUGAAAGCCAGUUAUUUCCCAGGAAGUCAAGUGUUAAAAUUAUAGCUGUGUCAACCUCUGAAGGCAGCCUUUCACCUCCUGCAGAUUUUGAUACUCCUCCUGAGUUCACCGCUGUCUUGGAUAAUUCAGCUGCUAAGCACAAGCUUUUAGUAAAGCCACGAAACCAGAGAUCUAGCAAAAUGAGAAGACCACCUUCGAAAAGUCUGUCAGAGUCUCAAAAUGACCUGAGCUCUACCCCUGAGGAAGAUGAAUGUGAAAGGAAAGAGGUGCUGGCUGAACUAACCUAUGAAAGUGUCAGUUCUAGCUGUCUGACCACGACAGAAAGUACAGCUUCAUCAAAUGAUGCCACAUACUCCCAGCAACUUGAAAUGUCAAAGGGCCUGCAGCCUAGCUUGAAUCAUCAAGAUGAAAAUUCUCCCAUGUUGCACUCUGCCUCUCAAUUGGAUUUGUCUCUCUGUGAAUAUAAUCUAGAGGACUGCCAAACAUCACAAGGAUUUUCACACACUAGACCUUCAUUACCCUCUUCUGAACAGAAAGAAAAUGUAGCAACAUUCUGUCUUACUCCAGAACUAGAAACACAAAGGGACAAAGAGUGCUAUGAAUCAGAGAAGAUAUGCCAGGGGAAUUUAAGUGGUAAACACAUUUCUGAUGUGCCUUCCAAGAGUGGCUUGCUGUGUGAUAUGAGUACCUUAACCAAAAAUGAUGUUCUUUCUACAUUAGAUGGAACAAGAAAAAAUAUAGACGAGGAAGCUCCUGCACUUGUGGAAGACGUUUCUAAUACAGUAUCAUCUUCACUGGCUAAUUCUCCUGCUCUUUUACCAAAAAGUCAUUUUCAGCUUAGAGAUGCAGCCAGUCCUGAGAAUAAUAGUUAUUCUCAGUCUCCAUGUACAGCCCCUACAUCACAGAAAGGCAUACCUUCUUCCUGGACUCUAGACAAAAUGAAACCUACACAAGAGUUCCUUGCAUCUGAGAAAGAAAACAACUCUCCCGUAGCACCUGGUAUAUUGAUUCUGGGAGGGAAAACUGAGAAAGCAGCCAGUGAGCUCAGUGCCUUGAAAAAAUUUUCUGUGUCUUCAUCUCGUGAGAGGCUAAGGACUAGCAGCUUGAGCCGGAAAGAAAAUUCAGAAUGUGAAAAUCCAAUAAACAUACAGGUAUUGCAGACUAAAAUAAAAAGCUCCUCGAGAGACGAGAAGCUGAAGGAGCCAGAAACUUUUCAAGAGAAAAAAAGCAGCACUAACACACAGACACCUCCUCCUCCGUAUGAAUGGGAAAGCACAGGUAAAGGACUAGAUAAUGUCAUGCUUGAGUCACUGCCCCAGGCCAUAAAUCCAACAUCAGUGUUGAGUAAUUCUGGUAGUGGCCUACCACAGCAGUCAAGUGCUAGCCAGACAGGUUGUGAAGAUAAAAAUCCAUUUCAAGUUAAACUCAGAUCAACUUCAUUAUCACUGAGAUACAGAGACAGUUCUUCACGGGAAUCAAAAGAGACAAAAAGAUACAGUGCAGAGUUUAACCUAGAAAAAGAAGAGCUGCCUUCAACUUUGAUAAAAAGUGAAAAGGGAGAAGUGCGAAACACAACUAACAUAAAUAUCGGCAACACAUUAAACGAAACCUGCAAAACUAAGACAAAGUCCCCUGAACCGUGCCGUGCAAAGCCUCCAUUGCCAAGGAAGCCUAUUUUACAAAACCUGGUUAUUACCGGCACUAACACAAGUACAGAAAAACAGGAAAAGGCCAUCAAAUGCCCUGAAUCAAAAAAUGAAGAGAAAGAUUUGGACAAAAAAACUGGUCCCUCUGAAGUGCCUGAGAAAAGUGUGCCUUCUCCUGUGAGUGCUGUGGAUGCUGCCAGAGGAAUGGAAAGCCAGAUGAUCCCAGCCUGGAUUACUAUAGCAAAGCAAAAGCAGAGAAUCAUGGAACAGGAGCUUAGCAGAGAAGAGAAACCAGUGGCUUAUGAUAAGGCAGGCGCAGAAAAGCAAAAAAGAGAGAUGGAGAGAAUGGAGGAAGCUAUUAAGCAGCAAACAGACCUCACCCAGCGCGCAUUCUUGCCUAUGCCAUCCACAGUUCAUUCUGAAGAAGAGACAAAGGAAGCAAAGUCUGAUACACAAGAGAUGUUGCCAAGAGUCAGCUUACUGUCACAUCAUAGCUCUGUUCAAUAUUCAGUGCUGUUGGAAAAAGAAGAUACAAAACUGGUGAAGAAGGUCACUCAUUCUUCCUCAGAUCAGCCAUCAUGGAUGGAACUUGCCAAAAAGAAAUCUCAAGCUUGGAGUGACAUGCCCCAGAUGAUAAAAUAGGGCAAGCCUUUUAUACUGGUAGUAGUUGCUCCUUAGGAUAACUUGCUGUUAUAAUUGAAUUGAUGAAAACCAGUUAAUCGCAGUGAAAUCUACAAAGCAUCAUAGAGGCUUUGAAACAAGGACAUGGGGAAAGAAUUGUUGACUACAUGUUUAUUUGUUUAACCCACUAAAAAGCUAUGUAAAGGACUACUUAUCCCUUGAAGAAGCUUUAGAAAAAUAUUCAUCUUCAGGAGGUGUUGCUUAUUUUCUGCAUUUCUUUUUCUCUGCAGUGAGAUUUGUCACAGAUAUGCCUAGCCUAUUUACUACAAUUUGUUAACCACUGUUCUACUAGUUAGCAAAUUAUCCUUCAUACAGAUUUUUUUUUGUCCAAGUGAAUUUUAUAAACAUUUUCAAACCCAAACAUUAAAUAAUAAAAACUCUACAUAGUUCCAUUAGAAUUUAGCAAUAAUUCCUUUCUGGUAACAUAAAAAACAAACAGAACUCAGAAUAACAGAUACAGAAAGAAGAAAAGUGGGCAGUGUUACAGAGCAUUUAAUUCUAUUGUACCAGAUAAGUCCCCAAACUUCCUUUAUUCAUGAGGCCUAUUCAGAUUCUCAUCAUAAGAAUACAAGAUGCUGGAAAAGACAACCAUGCUAGGAAAGAUAGAAAGCAGUCACCCAAAAUGAGAUGGCUUGAUUCAAUAAAGGAAGCUACAGCCGCCACUUUGCAAGAUCUGAGCAAGGUUGUUAAUGAUAGGUCAGUUCGGAGGUUGUGAAUUCAUAAGGUUGCCAUAAGUUGGAAGCAACUUGACAAUGCACAACACACACAUUCCGAUUCUGCUUCAAAAGUAAGUGGCAUGGGCUCCUUUCUUACUUCCUUAACACACUUUUUGUUUUUUAAUUGACACACGUAAAAACCAACACCCAUACCAGAGGAUUCCAUGUUUGUUCAAGUCCCAAGAAGGCUCUAUAUCACAGGGGUCCUGUGCAUUUAAAAUCCUGCAUUUAAAAAAAUCAGAUCUCUGGUGCAGUUGUUGCUUCCUAGAUGAAGCGAGAGGUGGAGGAGGGAGCAUGUGAAUGAACAUUCUUAGUUUUGCUGCCUAUUGUAGUUUGUGGGUGAGAAAUAGCAAUUGAGUAGACCCAUGGUCUAUAAGAUGAGACCGAGUUGAUGAAAAGUUCAUCUAUAAUCAUGCCC
Messenger RNA from Eublepharis macularius, 4183 nucleotides. RefSeq names its product CRACD like (gene CRACDL). The transcript has 11 exons. Bases 89 to 3010 code for a protein of 973 amino acids. The record is from RefSeq and is a predicted model, not a curated record. NCBI's taxonomy places the organism in Eukaryota, Metazoa, Chordata, Lepidosauria, Squamata, Eublepharidae.